Messenger RNA from Heterotrigona itama, 1237 nucleotides. Lineage: Eukaryota; Metazoa; Arthropoda; Insecta; Hymenoptera; Apidae. The record is from the annotation of a GenBank genome assembly.
AUGAAAAUUCAUAAUGACAUAACCCUGCAUCCUUUAGGACGGUACGUGACGAAGAUCGAAUUGGAGCUGAAAGAAGCUCCUGACGACGAUGCGAUCCUCAUUGAAUCGAUGCCGUCUGAAUUGAACGUCGCCGAUGAAAUCAACACGACAUGUACGAAAGGUAUUCCGGGACCAACUGCAGUUAUAGUCAGAGCCGAAGAGGCUUUGAUAGUUAUAUUGGUCCUUCUGCUUUGGGCUGCGGCGAUCGCAUUAUUCUUUAAUCGAUGGGGAAAGAUCAGAAUGUUGGAGCCGUAUCAACCAAAAUUUCAACAACAACACAGACAGAGUUGUACUACGAUUGAACAGAAUCAGGUCCAGCUAACACAGAACCGGCGGACGUUCUCCAAAUGCAACAUACUCUGCGGAGAUUACCCGACAGAGUACGAAUUCAACUGCACUUCCGGUCAAACGCGGCCAAGGCAGAACAGCGUAUUCAUUGGCUCCAGCGCGUCCCUGCUCCCAGGCAGUCAAGGUACACCGCGUCGUACGAAAAGCGCGUUUGACCUUCAGUUCUUGAUACUGUCGGAGAACAAUGCGGCGCCAGACUCCUCUUCUUCCGGCGAGCAGGAAGCUGCGUCGAGGAGCUUCAAGCCGUUAAAUGAGUCCACGAGACUGUUGCUACGCGAACGAAAGGCCAGCGUAUGCCAGUGGGACAGAACCGAGGCGGCCAAGCCUCCCAUACGAGACCGAAGGAUGAGCAUCUGUCAGUUCGACAGAAUGGACGUUAUGGCCAGGUCGUUGCAGAGAGAUCGCGUGGGCAGUACUUACCACUUCGACAGGAUGGACGUUCUGGCCAGGCCUAAUUUGUUCCACGGUAGGUCCUUGACCAGGGAGAGACGCGUGAGUACGUGCAGCUUUCUGGAGAAGGACGAGGAGACGACGAGAGACACUCGGUUAGAACGGCGUGUGAGUAGUGGUAACGUCGAGAUGAUCGAGAAGGAGAAAGUGGAAAGUGAAAACACGGGGAAACGAGAGACCUUUGCGAAAUGCACGUCGAAAGCUGUCGGUAGCUUUUACCAAUUGGAUCAACCGUCUUGUAGUAAAAAUUCCGACACUGUGUUUGGAUAUAAGGCCACUUGCGUAUGAGAAAUUUUUAGCCACGAAUCAUUUAAUAUUUAUUUAUUUAUUUAUGGGCAAACAACAAUCUGGCAAUAAGUUACAGAGGAAGAAAUCACUAUUAUUAGAAGAUGCUCUUUAA